GAGCCAAUUAACAAGUUUCAUGUUUUUUGAAUUACGUGCGUGUCAAGACGCCGGCUUAUUGUUUGUAGAGUAAUUUAUUUAUUUAUUUUUUCGUGUUUUAUUGAAAACAGCGAGUAUUACGAACUAGUCGCUAACUUGUGAAUGUUCUUAGUUUUAGUGUGUAUAAAGAAGGCAUAAAAAAUGGACGAGUCUGAAGUUAUUCAGAAACUCCGGUCUCAGCUCAAGGAAGCUGAAGAGGAACGUAAACGAGCUGCUGAACAUGGAUUGCAGCUACUGAACAGUCACAAUGAACUGGAGAAUCACUUGGAUGAAAUGCGGGCAGAACUUACAAACAAUAUUGAGAAAUUGGAGCAAGAUAAAUAUUCACUGCAGAGAGAGGUGGAACUUAAAAAUCGAAUGCUAGACAGUUUAACAUCCGAAUAUGAGAACGUAAGACAGCAGCAGAAAUUUCAGCUUCAGCAAUUAGAAGAGCAGUUGCAAAGAAACCACUCGCGUGACCUCAAUGAAGAAAAAUUUAAGCUAGAAAAGCUUAGACAUGAACUGGAUGAAACACGAUUAAAUGCAAAACAGCUGAGUCACAAACUGGAGCAGCAGAGUGAGGCCUUAAGUGCGAAGACAGAGGAACUUCGGAUGAUGUCUGAGCGAGUUCACGAAUCCAUGUCCUCAGAAAUGCUGAGUCUUCAGAUUGAAAAAACUGAGCUUGAAUCUUCCAAGGCUGAAUUGGAAGAAAAGCUAUCUGAGCUAAUGUAUCGACAGGAGCAGUUGGAAUUGUCCAAUGUUAAGCUUGCACGCCAGUUGGCGAACAUGACUGAAGAAAAAGAAGAAAAAGAAAAGGAGGCAAUAUCUUUUCUUAAUGCUCUGCAGAAAGCCAGAGAAGCCAACCAGGAUCUUCAGAUUCAGCUGGACCAGGCAUUGCAACAGGCUCAGGACCCGAACAGUAAAGGAAAUUCUUUGUUUGCUGAGGUGGAAGAUCGUAGGGCAGAAAUGGAAAAGCAGCUGAUCAGCAUGAAAGUACAGUAUCAAUCCCUGCAAAAACAAUAUACUUUCUGCAGGCAGCAAAUGCACAGACUGAAGGUACAGAUUGCUACACUCUUGCAGAUGAAAGCUACACAGGGUGAUCAGGGGCAGUUGGAACGCUUGCAUUCCAUGCUGGAACAGAAGAACAGUGAAAUUCAAACCCUUACGAUAAAACUUAAGGAAAAGAUGGUCAAAGAAGCUAAGCUUCCACGAGAAAUAGCUGAUAACACAGAGCGGAAAGAUGGAUCUUAUUAUGAGGAGCUGCUGAAAAUGAAGCUGGAUGAAGCAGUAAAGAAGAUAGAUCAGCUUAAUGAUGAGCUGUCUGUGCAGCGUAUGAAGGCUUUAGCUGAAAGCCAGCGAGUAUUGGAAGUAGAACGGAAACUCUUUUCUUCUGGAAGACAAUUAGAACUAUGUCAGAGUGAAAAUAUACAGCUGCGAGUCAAACUUGAUGAAAUGAAACUUAAGUAUGAACCUAAUGAAAUGGGUAAAAGUCGAUGCCAGAAACGUAGAAGAGAAAAAUUUCCUGUGGAUAUUCCUUCUGCAGAGACAGAACUAACCAUAACUAAACUGAAUUCUUCAGAGCCUUCUGGACCAGAUCAAGCAGUGGAAAGAAAAACAAAAAUAUCUCUCGAGAAUUCUGCUGAAAACCAUGUUGUUCCUGCCUUUCCUGAAUCUUUAUCUCUACAGCAAACUUCAGGUUCUUCACUUCCAGCAAAAAAAGAGGAGUCUUUAACUGAACAGCCUGUUGAGAAAAAGCGUGUCAGGAUAAAAGAAGAAACCAAGGAUAUACCCGUCCUCACUGAAAGGAACCAAAGUAACAGCAAUGCACUUUCCAGUUGUUCCAGCAAACAGGCUCAUUCUUUGUGGCAGAUACCUGACUUUCUUCAACUGAAUCUAAGAUGUCAACAGAGAAGCCUUCAGACAUUAAGACUGGAGCAGUAAGAGCUGAACGGAAGGCUCGUGAGAAGUGUCCGAUCAUUUAUGUAUCAUCUGAGCCAGCUUCUGAUGUGCAAUGUGCUCAGCAGUGAUGAACCUUAAGUGGAUUACCUCAGAUGUGACACUUGGGAUAUGUUAUCAGAGUACUGUAGCUUAUUUUUAAUGUCUGCUGGUCAGCAUGAUGCCAUUGGCAUUCAUUUCAUUUAGUCCUAUAAAAUCUGAAGCCAUUCUACAUGAAACCUCCCAGAAGGUGCUUUAUCAGAUGGCAUUGUCUCUAGUCUUUAUUUUACAGCACAUUCCUUGUGGAAAAUUUAAUGCUAAUCUGUUUGACUACAGUAUUCCAUUCUGGAAAAACUGUUACAGUAGCUUUGUAUAACUCUAUUAAAGAUACUUGUGGAAGUCA
Messenger RNA from Protopterus annectens (West African lungfish), 2356 nucleotides. It is a transcript of the gene SPDL1, whose product is annotated as spindle apparatus coiled-coil protein 1. NCBI's taxonomy places the organism in Eukaryota, Metazoa, Chordata, Ceratodontiformes, Protopteridae. The transcript has 13 exons. The record is from RefSeq and is a predicted model, not a curated record. Gene Ontology annotation, molecular function: kinetochore binding. Bases 181 to 1959 code for a protein of 592 amino acids. Gene Ontology annotation, biological process: mitotic metaphase chromosome alignment; establishment of mitotic spindle orientation; protein localization to kinetochore. Gene Ontology annotation, cellular component: outer kinetochore; spindle pole.